This is a messenger RNA of Mytilus californianus (California mussel), 1479 nucleotides long. RefSeq names its product mucin-2-like. The transcript is spliced from 11 exons. The record is from RefSeq and is a predicted model, not a curated record. Bases 1 to 1479 code for a protein of 492 amino acids. Lineage: Eukaryota; Metazoa; Mollusca; Bivalvia; Mytilida; Mytilidae.
AUGGCAACUUUAAAUUCAUUUGUAUGGUCCCUUCCUCCAGAAACAGAACAUGGACCAACGACAACCAUCACUGUACUACAGUUACUAGUAAAUUCAUUUGUAUGGUCCCUUCCUCCAGAAACAGAACAUGGACCAACGACAACCAGCACUGUACUACAGUUAAAUUCUUUUGAAUGUCCUCCAGAAACAGAACAUGGACCAACGACAACCACCACUGUAGUACAGUUAACUUCAUUUGUAUGGUCCCUUCCUCCAGAAACAGAACAUGGAUCAACGACAACCACCACUGUACUACAGUUUAAUUCUUUAGUAUGGUCCCUUCCUCCAGAAACAGACAUGGACCAUCGACAACCACCACGUCCUCCAGAAACAGAACAUGGACCAAUGACAACCACCACUGUACUACAGUUGAAUUCAUUUGUAUGGUCCUUUCCUCCAGAAACAGAACAUGGACCAAUGACACCCACCACUGUACUACAGUUUAAUUCAUUUGUAUGGUCCCUUCCUCCAGAAACAGAACAUGGAACAACGACAACCACCACUGUACUACAGUUAAAUUCAUUUGUAUGGUCCCUUCCUCCAGAAACAGAACAUGGACCAACGACAACCAUCACUUUAAAUUCAUUUGUAUGGUCCCUUCCUCCAGAAACAGAACAUGGAACAACGACAACCACCACUGUACUACAGUUAAAUUCAUUUGUAUGGUCCCUUCCUCCAGAAACAGAACAUGGACCAAUGACAACCACCACUGUACUACAGUUACUAGUUAAUUUAUUUGUAUGGUCCCUUCCUCCAGAAACAGAACAUGGACGAACGACAACCACCACUUCCCUUCCUCCAGAAACAAAACAUGGACCAACAACAACCACUGCUUUAAAUUCAUUUGUAUGGUCCCUUCCUCCAGAAACAGAACAUGGACCAACGACAACCACCCUGUACUACAGUCAAAUUCAUUUGUAUGGUCCUCCAGAAACAGAACAUGGACCAACGACAACCACCACUGUACUACAAAACAGACAUGGAUUAACGACAACCACCACUGUACUUAAAUACAGACAUGGACCAAUUACAACCACAACUGUACUACAGUUAAAUUCAAUUGUAUGGUCUCUUCCUCCAGAAACAGAAUAUGGACCAACGACAACCACCACUAAACAGAACAUGGACCAACGACAACCACCACUGUACUACAGUUAUCUUCAUUUGUAUAGUCCUCCAGAAACAGAACAUGGACCAAUGACAACUACUACUGUACUACAGUUAAAUUCAUUUGUAUGGUCCCUUCCUCCAGAAACAGAACAUGGACCAACGACAACCACCACUGUGCUACAGUUAAAUUCAUUUGUAUGGUCCCUUCCCCCAGAAACAGAACAUGGACCAACGACAACCACCACUGUACUACAGUUCAAUUCAUUUUUAUGGUCACUUCCUCCAAAAACAGAACAUGGACCAACGACAACCACCACUGUACUACAGUAA